AGUUUCAAUCAAACUGACCCGAUCGAAGUCCAUCCAAUUUGACUGGUGCUACGUUCGAUCACAGGUCGAUUCGGCUGAGCUCGGCCAGUUCUAUACUUCUAUGCACCUGGUUGGGAUCGAUUAGUCAAGCCGCCCGGUGUUGGCAGCGGCGUACCGAAAGGGGACCGCAGUUUCGCAUCGUGCGUUCGUGCCCAACAGCUGGUCUGGUCGUGCCGGUGGGACGGAGAAGUGGGGAGGAAAACGUAUCAGACUCGGGCGGCAGCGACUCCGCCCACAGGGGGCCGAGAAUUCCACAGGUGAUGCGCUCGCCCGCCGGCGCACCCGCCCGCGUCUCGCGCGUCGCGCCGCCGGGGACGGCGGCCCGAUUGGUCCUCCUUAUUUAGGCACCGUCUUUUGGCCCCAUCCGAGCCGAGCCGAGGCGCCAUGAGAUCCUCCCCCGUGGCGCGCCGCGCGCGCCUGCUCGUGUCUCUGCUCCUGUGCGCCGGCGCGCUCGGGUUCUUGCCCCGCUGUCAUGGCGCCGCCGAGGGGGAGAUGCCCGGCUACGUCACCGUCUCCGCCGCCAGCUUCGAGCCGGCCUCCACGUGCAGCGCGCCCGACCCAGCUGCGCCGCGGCGGAACGGCACGUCGGCCGUGCUGCGGCUGACGCACAGGCACGGGCCGUGCGCACCCUCGCGGACGUCCUCGCUGGCGACGCUGUCGGUCGCUGAGACGCUACGCGCGGACCAGCGGCGCGCGGAGUACAUCCUGAGAGGUGCGCUGAGCGUGCCGGGAUCAGCGUUCGCGGGCAGGACGGUGUGA
Setaria italica (foxtail millet) is the source of this 798-nucleotide messenger RNA. RefSeq lists its product as uncharacterized. Bases 424 to 798 code for a protein of 124 amino acids. The record is from RefSeq and is a predicted model, not a curated record. Lineage: Eukaryota; Viridiplantae; Streptophyta; Magnoliopsida; Poales; Poaceae. The transcript has 3 exons.